Molecule: messenger RNA, 447 nt
Organism: Staurois parvus
Lineage: Eukaryota; Metazoa; Chordata; Amphibia; Anura; Ranidae
Source: the annotation of a GenBank genome assembly
AUGAGAGAUCCAGCUUUCCCGGGGACUGCCAUGGCUUACCACCCUUUCCACGCUCCCAGACCAGCCGAUUUCCCCAUGUCCGCCUUCCUAGCGGCCACACAGCCCUCCUUCUUCCCGGCUCUGGCUCUGCCCCCGGCUGCUCUGGGUAAACCCCUCACCGAUCCCAGCCUGGCCGGAGCCGCCGAAGCUGGCCUGCAUGUCUCGGCUCUGGGACACCACCACCAAGCCGCUCAUCUCAGGUCCCUCAAGAGCCUGGAGCCCGACGAGGAGGUGGAGGACGACCCCAAAGUCACCCUGGAAGCCAAGGAGCUGUGGGAUCAGUUCCACAAACUGGGCACCGAGAUGGUCAUCACCAAGUCUGGAAGGAGAAUGUUCCCUCCGUUUAAAGUCAGAGUGAGUGGCUUGGAUAAGAAGGCCAAAUAUAUUUUAUUAAUGGAUAUAGUGGCA